AUGAUCGAGGACGCCGAACACGCCUAUCGGCGAGCGGUGGAAAUUAUUGAGGUCGCCACCAUUCCUCCCGAUCCGGACGCUCCAAGCCUUCAUAUGUGGCGGUUAAGGCCGAGCGAAGAAGCUGCUUUUUUGAUUCAGCGUUACCUAAAUCCACCACCGCAAUGGGGAAUCAAACUGAGCUUGUCCGCUACAUUUCUCGGUCCAGAAAGGUGUGUCAGUCUUGGGAGGAAACUAAUUUUAAAUAAUACUGUUACGACCUUGGAUUUAUCAAUGUGUGAUAUGCAGGAGGAAGCCGCUGUGGAGUUUUUUCAUUAUUUGAAAAGAAAUCGAUGUUUAAAGCACCUUAACUUGGAUGGGAACCACGUUGGUGAUAAAGGUGCAACUGCAGCUGCAGAAUGUAUUCAUAAUUUGGAAACCUUGCACAUGUCAUGCAAUGAUAUACACGACAAAGGGGCCAUUGCUAUUGCCUCUUUCCUGCGAAAUUCAUCUAAAAUAAAAACGCUUAAUCUACGUGCAAAUUGCAUCACAUUUUAUGGUGCUUACAAGCUAAUAUCUGCGUUGGAGCCGAUACUGGAGCGUCUUUCUCCAGACCUUUUAGAACGUAUUUCUAUAGAGGAACCAGUUUAUUCAAGCGAUUAUGAUGAUGUAUUGAAUUUAUCAGCGAGACCUUCAACUCAAGGAACUUUUGAUGUAAGUGGGGAUAUUGCAACUGAAGAGAGUGCAGAGAAAGCUUCUCACGGAAAACAAAACCGUAUUCCCCCCGAAGAUGUAUAUAACGAAACGCUUCAUACCCUUUGGCUUCGACAUAAUCGUGAAAUUCCUGAGGAACUUUUUAAAAUUGUGGAAACUAUUCUCGCAAAACGCUUUCCUCAACCACCCAAAGGAAUAUCGAAAAAGAAGAUUGCUUUAAAGUCAAAAGGGGAAUAG
Trypanosoma cruzi is the source of this 927-nucleotide messenger RNA. RefSeq lists its product as uncharacterized. The record is from RefSeq and is a predicted model, not a curated record. The transcript has a single exon. Gene Ontology annotation, molecular function: protein binding. Lineage: Eukaryota; Euglenozoa; Kinetoplastea; Trypanosomatida; Trypanosomatidae. The coding region runs from base 1 to 927 and encodes 308 amino acids.